Messenger RNA from Camelina sativa (false flax), 1647 nucleotides. The record is from RefSeq and is a predicted model, not a curated record. NCBI's taxonomy places the organism in Eukaryota, Viridiplantae, Streptophyta, Magnoliopsida, Brassicales, Brassicaceae.
AUGGCGUUAAUCCCCGCUACUAAUCCGCCUCUUGGAGUAGAUUUCGACGCAGAAGCUGAGGAUCGGGAUGAAUUUCAUAUCAACAAGAUGGCAACAGAUUUUACGGAUGCGGAGGAAUCGAUUCGUCAUAACGUGUAUCCAGAAAGUGACGAUGAGGCUGAGGAACGUGUUCGUAGUGGUGCGAGAAGGGGGACAACCAUCAUUCGUGGUGAUGGUUCAAUGUACAAAGGGCAAAGCUUCUACAAUAGAAUUGCUUUUAAGGAGUGUGUUCUCGACUAUGCGCUGGCAAGCGGUUGUAACCUGAAGCAGUACAUGUACGAUAGAAAUAGAAUUGGUUUUAAGUGUAUUGGUGCUAAGGGGAAAUGUAUGUGGAAGGUAUAUGUUGCAUCUCUUCACAAUGAGUCGAUGUGGAGGAUUACCCUGUACACGAACAAGCAUAUUUGUGUACCUAAUGGAGAGUGUGAGAUGUUUAAGACCCCAAUGAUAGCUAGGUUGUUUGUUGAUAAGAUAAGAGAAGAACCGGAAUAUUACAUGUCUUUGAAGAUGGAGCAGACUAUAAUGGAUAAGUGGAAGAUAUCAGUUACUAGGGGUCAAUGUCAAGCUGCUAGGAGAAAGGCAUUCGGAUGGAUAGCAAAUCAAGGUUUGAACGGCUCAGAGACUAUGGGGCUGAGAUAUUGGAAGCAAAUCAAGGUUCUGUUGUGGAGAUUGAUACGAAGAACAUGGAAAAAAUCCUGCAGACCACUAAUAGGAGUUGAUGGUUGUUUCUUGAAAGAAAAGAUCAAGGGACAGUUGCUGGUUGCUUUAGGAAGAGAUGCUGACAAUGCUAUAUACCCAAUAGCUUGGUGUGCUAUUGACUUGGAGUUAAGUGAUGGGGAUGGUUACAUUACGGUGUCUGAUCGACAAAAGGGUUUAAUAAAGGUUGUUGAGCUAGAGUUACCAAAGAUAGAGCAUCGAAAAUGUGUUAGGCACAUUUAUGGUAACCUAAAGAAGAAUCAUCCGAAUAAGAAGCGGCUGAAGAAACUCCUCUGGGAUCUAGCUUGGUGCUACAAUAGCAAAGAUUAUGAAGAGAGAUUGGAGAGGAUCCAUGCAUACGACAGUAAAGUGUAUGAAGAUGUUAUGAGGACUAAACCAAAGACAUGGUGUAGGGCGUUCCAAAAGAUUGGUAGCUACUGUGAGGAUGUUGAAAACAACUCAGUCGAGUCCUUCAACAAUACAAUUAACAAGGCAAGAGAGAAACCAUUUGUGGCCAUGUUGGAGGCUGUACGAAGGCUUGCCAUGGUUCGGAUUGCUAAACGGUCUGUACUUUCUCAUUCACACGAAGGGAUAUGCACUCCAUAUGUCAAACGGUUCUUGGCUGAAGAGCAUAAAGCAGCUUCUCAGUGCUUUGUAUAUCCCAACACAAAUGGAGCUUAUGAAGUUUAUAUGGGAUAUGACAAACACAGAGUCUGUUUGAAUGCCAGAACUUGUACCUGCAUGAAGUUUCAGAUAUGUGGAAUCCCCUGCGAACAUGCUUAUGGACUGAUACUCAAGAAGACACUCGAAGCUGAAGACUAUGUGUGUGAAUGGUUCCGAACGUUUAAGUGGAAGGAGAAUUACAUUGAAGGGGUUGUUCCACAAAGAGGUCCACGUUAUUGGCUUUGCACUUGA